AUGGCCACUUCAGCGUUUACCUAUGCAGUCUCUAAGAAUUUAAACUCUGAAGCUGCUUCUCCACCAAAGCAGAAAAGAAGGAGACUUGUUGCAGCUUAUGAUUAUGAAGAUCUGGAAGCCCCUCCUGCAACAAACUCUGAACCUACUCAGGCUAGCCCAAAGUCAAAAACAGUAAGAUUUAAAGCAAGGGCAAACAAGCCUAAGAGGGCAAAGGAACAAGCUACAGCUGAAGCUGAGACAACAGUGUGUGAUUCUCACAUUCCAAUAUCUGAUCAUGGACCCUCCACUCCAAUUCCUCAUUCUCCAUUGAAAUUUCCUGAGGGUGCCAUUAUUCAUGAUACAGCUCCAGAAAACUACAAGUCAGCUGCUGUAAUUGAAGAAUCUGACAAGGUAGCAUUGGAAGCAUUGCAGUCCCUUGCUAAGGCUGGUGAAGAGCCUAGCAACUCAAAAUCUGAAGAUCAAGAAAAAUAUGUUCCAGAUGUUGUUAAAAAUGCUGUUGAUCCUGCAUCUGAUGAUGAUGAGGAUGAUGAAAGUGAAGAUGAUGACAAUGAGGAUGAAGUCCCCAUAGUUUACCAAUCAAAAAGGUAUACUCUGAAGAUGAAUAUACAAGCAAAGGCAAAAGCAUAG
This is a messenger RNA of Daucus carota subsp. sativus, 627 nucleotides long. RefSeq lists its product as uncharacterized. Bases 1 to 627 code for a protein of 208 amino acids. NCBI's taxonomy places the organism in Eukaryota, Viridiplantae, Streptophyta, Magnoliopsida, Apiales, Apiaceae. The transcript has 4 exons. The record is from RefSeq and is a predicted model, not a curated record.